UUUUGAGAUAAAAAAACAUCCUGUCAGUGGUUGGUCGUUAAUGACCCCCGAAGCGAGAGUAGAUCGCUGGUGUGUUGGUUGCUCUGCGGAGUAUUUCGUUACUCAAAUAAAACGAAAUUCACUAACAUUUCCAAACUCAGACGACGCUGGUUUGUUCACGAUGGCUGAAGGCGACAACAAAAGGACAAAUACGUUAGCUCAGGAAACGGCCCAGCUGGAGGAGUAUUUGCAGGGAUGGGGUGAAGUGAUUCUAGUUGGAGAUCGUGUCCUGCGCUGGGAAAAGCUUUGGUUCCCUGGAGCCCUGAUUGGUGCCACCACUGUCCUCUUCCUGCUGAUUUACUACUUGGACCCAUCAGUGCUGACUGGGCUCUCAUGCACUGUCAUGUUGGUCUGCCUGGCUCACUACCUGGUGCCCACCCUCGCACCCAGAGUAUUUGGCUCCAAUAAGUGGACAACUGAGCAGCAGCAGCAUUUCCAUGAGAUUUGCGGUAACCUGGUGAAGACCCAGCAUCGGGCCGUGGGCUGGUGGAAACGUUUCGGUACCCUCAAGGAGGAGAGGCCCAAAAUGUACCUUGCCUCAGCGAUCGGCAGCUUGCUGAUGGUGGCCUGGAUUGGACAGCAGGUGCACAACCUGUUCCUCACCUACCUGAUUGUGAGCUUCCUGCUGCUGCUGCCUGGCCUGAACCAGCAUGGCGUCAUCACCAAGUACGCUGGCAUGGCCAAAAGGGAGAUCAACAAACUGAUCAAACACAAGGAGAAGAAGAACGAGUAGAUGAAAGUGUGGAUGAAGAGGGGAAUGUCUGAAAGAUGAACCACAACACAAAAUGGAAGUUGUUUGAAGAAAAUAGAGGAGAGCAGAAUGAAAUUCUCCUUUGUCUCUGCCACAGAGCAAGGCCACGCUUAUUAUUGUCACACAUUGGUUGGUUUAAAUUCUCCCUCCCACUCAUCCUCCAACUCUUUAUUUUAAUUUCAUCACCCACAUGAGCUUUUUUUCUUCUUAGAUUUGCCAUCAGCGUACCCACCAAAAUAAGGUUAUCUGAUACUGUUGCACAUACAUACACAGUACUUAGAUGUUGAGCAGCACACCCACGCAUGCUUCCCAGCCAUGUUCACAUUUAAAAUUUUCCUUCAGUUUCUAAAUGUUUCAUUUUAAGAUGUCAGUGAUACUUUUAAGCCAUUCUUGCUACUUAGACAAAGUGACUACUGAACAGUUUUUGUAACAUUACUGCAUCAUUUUAACAACUUAUGAAUUCCUCACAAUAGUAGUGGUUUUUUUUGUUUUGUUUUUUUGUUUUUGUGAAAAUGUUUUUUCUGUUUCAGUUGUAUUUAAGAAUAGUGCUGAAAACAAAACUGGAUUUAAAGCAGAGCAUGUCAAGAGCCAGACUGUUCCCAGAAUCAAGCCUACUGCUGCUAGUUGGACUCUAGUCUGUUAGCGCUUACAUUAAAACCCUGCAGUGUUACUGAUGUAGGGUGUUUCUGUGUAAAUAGGCCUGUCUCUCACUGUCCUGUCACUCUUCAAUUUCUCUGUCCUUGUUUAUCUGUAUUCCUUCCUUCUCAGUCUCUUGAUGUCUAGUCUGAUUGUCACCAUUGACCUCAUUUCAACAUUUGUCUUUAUUGAAGAUCUUUAUGAAAGUGAAUAAAGUUUGCUUUAAAUGAAUGUUUACCAGCCUUUUUUUUUUAAGACUACCACUCUUAUUAAACAGCUGAAACACUUUAUGGCCUUGAUUGUUGCAAGCCUAAAAGUGAAGAUUUUUGCCUGAGUGGUCUAGAGGAAAGGUCAUGAAAAUUUAAAACUGCAGAUAUGUACUCGGUAAAUUUCUUGGUAAUCUGUCUUUAGCCUGGCCACCACUCCUGAGGUGGCAAUAUUCAAAUCACAUUUUGUAAUAUCAGUGGAUCAAAUUCCUGUGAGUAAUGCGAGUCGUGUCACUGAUGGUGAUGACUACAGAGAAUGUCAAUAACUCUACUGUUAACAUGUUAAAUGAAGCACAUUUAAGUUUGAGCUAAACCUGUGUGUGUAAUUAAUAAAACUAUAAGUGUGAUCUUUCUGAAAUAUCAAAGUUGUUGGACUUGAUUGAGUUUCUCUAUGUAUUGAAUGCUUAAAAAAAAAGAUAUUUGAGUAUUUUUAUCAUUUUCAUGUGAUUGCCUACUUUGUAUGUGUAUCCGCAGACUUAACCCCAGUCGUGCCCAUCAAUUAAAGCAGUAUAAUGGC
Messenger RNA from Monopterus albus (swamp eel), 2209 nucleotides. It is a transcript of the gene arl6ip1, whose product is annotated as ARL6 interacting reticulophagy regulator 1. NCBI's taxonomy places the organism in Eukaryota, Metazoa, Chordata, Actinopteri, Synbranchiformes, Synbranchidae. Gene Ontology annotation, biological process: cotranslational protein targeting to membrane. The coding region runs from base 41 to 772 and encodes 243 amino acids. Gene Ontology annotation, cellular component: membrane; Sec61 translocon complex. The record is from RefSeq and is a predicted model, not a curated record. The transcript has 6 exons.